GGGGGUGGGGAGCGAUCGCGGGCUGAGCGACCGGCGGCCGGCGGGCGGGCGGCGCUUCCCGAAGGGUUCUGCCGCCGCGGCCUGGGCGGAGCGGGCUGCCUCUGAAGAAAGGAGGAUGGCGUUCAGCAAAGGAUUUCGAAUCUAUCACAAAUUGGAUCCCCCACCGUUCAGCCUCAUAGUGGAAACUAGGCAUAAGGAAGAAUGUCUCAUGUUCGAGUCUGGGGCUGUGGCAGUACUCUCGUCUGCAGAAAAAGAGGCAAUCAAGGGUACAUACUCCAAAGUAAUGGAUGCAUAUGGACUCUUAGGUGUUUUACGAUUAAAUCUUGGUGAUACUAUGUUACAUUAUCUGGUCCUAGUCACUGGAUGUAUGUCUGUUGGAAAAAUUCAAGAAUCUGAAGUUUUCCGAGUUACUUCCACUGAGUUUAUAUCACUACGAAUUGAUACUUCAGAUGAGGAUCGCAUUUCAGAAGUACGAAAAGUUUUGAAUUCAGGAAACUUUUAUUUUGCAUGGUCUGCAUCUGGAAUCAGUUUAGAUCUGAGUCUUAAUGCGCAUCGUAGCAUGCAAGAACACACAACUGAUAAUAGAUUUUUCUGGAAUCAGUCUUUGCACUUACAUCUCAAGCACUACGGUGUGAAUUGCGACGAGUGGUUAUUACGCCUCAUGUGCGGCGGGGUAGAAAUCAGGACCAUCUAUGCUGCUCAUAAACAGGCCAAGGCCUGCCUCAUUUCAAGACUGAGCUGUGAACGCGCUGGGACCAGGUUCAAUGUCCGCGGGACGAAUGAUGACGGUCACGUGGCUAAUUUUGUGGAAACAGAACAGGUUGUGUACUUGGAUGACUCUGUUUCUUCCUUCCUACAAAUCCGGGGUUCUGUUCCCUUGUUUUGGGAACAACCAGGUUUGCAAGUGGGAUCCCAUCGUGUCCGCAUGUCAAGGGGAUUUGAAGCCAACGCACCUGCUUUUGACAGAUGCCAGAGUGGUACAGUUCGCACAAACUGCUUGGACUGUCUUGAUAGAACGAACAGUGUGCAGGCGUUCCUUGGCUUAGAGAUGCUAGCUAAGCAGUUGGAAGCUCUCAGCUUGGCUGAAAAGCCUCAGUUGGUGACCCGCUUUCAGGAAGUCUUCCGGUCAAUGUGGUCUGUGAACGGUGACUCCAUCAGUAAGAUAUACGCAGGAACCGGGGCGCUCGAAGGGAAGGCCAAGGGUGGAAAGUUAAAAGAUGGAGCACGUUCUGUUACCAGGACAAUCCAGAACAACUUCUUUGACAGCUCCAAGCAAGAGGCCAUUGACAUUUUGCUGCUGGGAAAUACUCUAAAUAGUGACCUAGCUGACAAAGCUCGAGCACUCCUAACCACUGGAAGUUUGCGUGCAUCUUCUAAAGUACUGAAGAGCAUGUGUGAGAAUUUCUACAAGUAUUCGAAGCCCAAGAAAAUCCGAGUGUGCGUCGGGACCUGGAACGUGAAUGGAGGGAAGCAGUUUCGCAGCAUAGCCUUCAGGAAUCAGACGCUCACUGACUGGCUGCUGGACGCGCCCAGGCUCGCGGGCAUCCAGGAAUUCCAAGAUAAAAGAAGUAAGCCAACUGAUAUAUUUGCAAUUGGUUUUGAAGAAAUGGUGGAGUUGAAUGCUGGAAACAUUGUGAAUGCAAGCACAACUAAUCAGAAGCUCUGGGCGGUGGAACUUCAGAAGACAAUCUCCAGAGACAACAAGUAUGUGCUGCUGGCUUCUGAGCAGCUGGUGGGCGUCUGCCUCUUUGUUUUUAUCAGACCACAGCAUGCUCCUUUUAUCAGGGAUGUUGCAGUUGACACUGUGAAGACUGGGAUGGGAGGUGCUACUGGGAAUAAGGGAGCUGUUGCCAUCCGGAUGCUGUUCCACACCACAAGCCUCUGCUUCGUCUGCAGCCACUUUGCUGCAGGCCAGUCACAAGUCAAAGAGAGAAACGAAGAUUUUGUAGAGAUAGCGCGGAAACUGAGUUUCCCCAUGGGAAGGAUGCUGUUUUCCCAUGAUUAUGUAUUUUGGUGUGGUGAUUUCAACUAUCGAAUUGAUCUCCCUAACGAAGAAGUUAAAGAGCUUAUAAAACAACAAAAUUGGGAUUCUCUUAUAGCAGGAGAUCAACUAAUCAAUCAGAAAAAUGCUGGACAGAUUUUUAGAGGAUUUUUAGAGGGGAAAGUAACUUUUGCUCCGACAUAUAAGUAUGAUUUGUUUUCCGAUGACUACGACACCAGUGAAAAGUGCCGAACGCCAGCCUGGACGGACCGCGUCCUUUGGAGAAGAAGGAAGUGGCCUUUUGAUAGAUCAGCUGAAGAUUUAGAUCUUCUAAAUGCUAGUUUUCAGGAUGAAAGUAAAAUCCUCUACACCUGGACCCCCGGCACACUGCUGCACUACGGAAGGGCCGAGCUGAAGACUUCUGACCAUAGGCCUGUCGUUGCCCUGAUUGAUAUAGAUAUAUUUGAAGUUGAAGCUGAAGAAAGGCAAAACAUUUAUAAGGAAGUGAUUUCAGUUCAGGGUCCACCAGAUGGCACAGUACUGGUCUCAAUCAAAAGUUCUUUACCAGAAAAUAAUUUUUUUGAUGAUGCUUUGAUUGAUGAGCUUCUGCAGCAGUUUGCAAAUUAUGGUGACGUUAUACUCAUAAGAUUUGUAGAAGAUAAAAUGUGGGUUACAUUUUUGGAGGGAAGCUCUGCCUUGAAUGUUCUGAACCUAAAUGGUAAAGAGUUAUUGGGUCGGACUAUAACUAUUACUUUAAAAAGUCCAGACUGGAUCAGAACUUUGGAGGAAGAAAUGAGUUUGGAGAAAAUUAGCGUACCCUUGCCAUCAUCAACCAGCUCGACCCUGCUUGGUGAAGAUGCAGAGGUGACGGCAGAUUUCGAUAUGGAAGGUGAUGUUGAUGACUACAGCGCGGAAAUAGAGGAAAUCCUUCCUCAGCAUCUCCAGCCGGCUUCGAGCUCUGGCCUGGGCACUUCGCCCAGCUCCUCACCGCGGACCAGUCCCUGCCAGUCACCUACCAUAGCAGAGGGUCCUGUACCGCCCCCUCCCGUCAGACCAAGUCGAGCGCCGUCCAGAACUCCGGGGCCUCCAAGUUCACAAAGUUCUCCUGUGGACUCUCAGCCAGCAACACAGUUACAGCAAAAAGAUUCUUCUCAGACCUUAGAGCCCAAACGGCCUCCUCCUCCCCGCCCAGUUGCUCCUCCCACGCGUCCAGCUCCCCCACAGAGACCACCUCCACCGUCAGGACGCAGUCAGCCUUCACCUCAGGCCGGACUCCCAGGCCCAGCCCCCGCUGGAUACAGUGCAGCCAGACCGGUAGGCAGCGCCUCAGCCGGGAGCUGAGGGGUCCAGGUCCUAGGCGCAAAUCUGCUACUGUUAAUUUUGGUACCUUGGAGAGAUCAUGUGACCUUUGAAGUCCCCAGUCUCCUCAACUGUAAGAUGAGGGAAUUGCAAUAGAAAACGUGUAAGGUACCUGCCAACUCUAGCAUUAUAUUAACAUACUCUUCACAAGUAACUAAACAUACUUUGGUAUUUGGAUAAGAGUGACAGGCUGAAAUAAUCAUGGUCACAAAAGAAGUAGCUCAGAGUGUCUAAGUGUAUGAGGAGAGGAUACACCUGGACAGCUUUUUAUUGUAUAUUAUCUGAGUAACUGAGGAGCGUAUGAACUCUUCCUUCGAUCAGAAGGAUUUUAGUGAAGUUUCAGGAAGAACAGUUCUGAUAGAGCCAGUAUGCUGACACUGUAAGGGCAGGAGAGAGUCAGGAUUUUGUGAGAUUCAAUCUUACUAACGUUUGCUUAAAGUAAGAGCUGUGAGCCUGUAGCCUUCAGGAAGAGUAUGAGAAGAGAAAACGUGUCUUUCAGCAGCGCGUCUUCCAGUGUAUUUAAUUUAGAAUAGUGAGUUAGUCAUUCCAGAGUUUUACUUUUGUGUUUGGGAAAAAAAAAAUUCAGGAUGUGGCUUUUUUGUAAGCCUCUUAGUUGCUCAGAAUAGACGUCAUUCCCUAUCCUCGUGAACUGGAACGUCUUCCCUGUAAGAUCUUCCUGGGCUCUCUUGUUAGGGCAGCCUUGCACAGCAGCUAAGAGCAAAGGCCCUGCAGUGAGACCUGAGUGUGGAUCCUAGCUCUUGUUUCUCCCUGGGUGGCCUUGGGCAGGUUACAUACAUUUCCUCGUCUUUAAAAUCGGAGUGAUAAAAUAAUACCUGCCUCUUAGAGAUG
Molecule: messenger RNA, 4189 nt
Organism: Trichechus manatus latirostris (Florida manatee)
Lineage: Eukaryota; Metazoa; Chordata; Mammalia; Sirenia; Trichechidae
Gene: SYNJ1
Product: synaptojanin 1
Exons: 23
Coding region: 116-3322 (1068 amino acids)
Biological process (GO): synaptic vesicle endocytosis; phosphatidylinositol dephosphorylation
Cellular component (GO): presynapse; perinuclear region of cytoplasm
Molecular function (GO): RNA binding; SH3 domain binding; phosphatidylinositol-4,5-bisphosphate 5-phosphatase activity
Source: RefSeq, a predicted model, not a curated record